Spodoptera littoralis (African cotton leafworm) is the source of this 1896-nucleotide messenger RNA. NCBI's taxonomy places the organism in Eukaryota, Metazoa, Arthropoda, Insecta, Lepidoptera, Noctuidae. The record is from the annotation of a GenBank genome assembly.
AUGUUUGUGGUGUUAUUUCUGUACGUCAGCAAUGUGUUCAGUUUCGCCCACGGAAUCGCGUAUGAUUCUUUCAAUGGAACUCCUAUAAGUAAAGAUGAAGUUGCACAACAUAUCAGGGAUAAUAAUACAUUUUGGUGCAUGAUUGACAUUGCGCCCUGUGAUCCCAACGAAUGGAGGCGCCUUGAUGGGUCAUGCAAUAAUCUUCGAAAUCCUAUAAGAGGGGCAACCCACACGCCUACUAGUCGGAUUCUACCGCCAUCUUAUGACGAAAAUUAUGAACCAAGAAAAUCGAAAACUGGUAAAUUACCACUUGUGAGAAAACUGCGCACGUCUUUACUGUCGGAGGGUCAGGCGCCGGACCAAUUAUUUUCUGUUCUAGCAUCUUAUUACUUAAUCUUCAUCGCGACUGAUAUCUCCAAUCUGCAUGACACAGUGAACUACAUAAUGUGGAAGCCACACUGCUGCUCUCCUAAAGGCAAGGACGAUCCCAAGUGCGCCCCUCUAGAAGUGCCACAUGAUGACCCGGUCCAUCGCUACUCUGGCAUCCGUUGCUUAAACUUAACGAAACCAUUGACGUUCCAAGAUUUUGGCUGUCGUCAGGAAAAUACACCACCUGAGCGGAUACAGACUGCCACACCCUUAUUUGACAUGUCCACUGUAUAUGGAAACUCUUUGGACAAGGCUCUAGAGGGAAGAAAAUUCGAAGGUGGCUUAUUGAAGUAUGAAGUAGAAGAGGGCAGAGUAUGGCCACCACGGGAUCCUGAUGAACUUAUCUGUACUAUGAACCGCAAACCGAAAGAGUCAAGAUGUCAUAAAACACCGUCAGAUGAAGUGAACACUUUAAUUACAAUCAAUAUGAUGUCCGUUUGGUUUUGGAGACUUCACAAUCAUAUAGCAAAUAGACUGGCCAAGCUGAAUCCAUGUUGGGACGAUGACCAACUAUUUUACACUGCGAGAGAUAUCAACAUUGCCAUUGAAAUGCAUAUAUUCCUAUAUGAACUGUUACCUUUGAUGGCAGGAUAUGAAAAUCUCAUUAGAGAUGGCUUGAUCGUUUACAAUGGCUUCAGAGACAUCUACAAUGAAGCGAUCAUACCACAGAUGGCAAUGGAGUUCCCAUUAGCCUUGCGAUGGGCACAUACUAUGCAAGAAGGGACUUUAAAGAUGUACAAUCCCCACGGUGAUUACGUGAAAAAGGUGCCCUUAGUCGAACUUACAAUAAGAACAGGUUACUUGGGAGUGGACAAUAAUGUUGACUACCUAACUCAAGGAGCGUUUAGACAACCUAGUGCUAAGGUUGGAGACAAUCUUGUGGAUCCUGAUAUGGCUGAUAGAGUUCUAGGAUACAUUCAACCGUCACAAGAUGUGUUUUCAAAUGAUUUGGCGAAAAAUCGUCUCAUGUUUAUGCAACCGUACAUCAAAUACUUAGAACACUUCUAUGGAAAGAAAAUUACUAGUUUCAAAGACUUGGCUGAAUUCUUUGAACCAGAGGUUUUGGAAAAACUAUCAGAUAUCUACGACUCUGUAGAAGAUAUAGAUCUUCUAGCAGCUAUGUGGGUAGAGAAACCAAUACCUGGCGGUCACGUGCCUCGUAUAUUUUACUCCAUACUUGCUGAACAAUUGCUGCGAACUAUGAAAUCUGACAGACAUUGGUAUGAGAGACCCAACAGACCACACGCUUUUACUUUUGCACAAUUGCAAGAAAUAAGGAAGAUGACGGUAGCAAGGUUCAUGUGUGACGUCGGUGACACUGUGACUGAGAUACAGCCGAGAGCUUUCCAACGAAUUGGACCUGGUAAUGAACUAGUGAGCUGUGGUCUUAUUCCGGACAUGGAUAUAUCAGCUUGGAAGGACAACAGCUGUCGCAAGAGCCGGGAUUUCCACCAACCAAGUUAUUAG